Messenger RNA from Nannospalax galili (Upper Galilee mountains blind mole rat), 3638 nucleotides. It is a transcript of the gene Fstl1, whose product is annotated as follistatin like 1. Gene Ontology annotation, biological process: multicellular organism development; regulation of BMP signaling pathway; cell differentiation. Lineage: Eukaryota; Metazoa; Chordata; Mammalia; Rodentia; Spalacidae. Gene Ontology annotation, molecular function: protein binding; calcium ion binding. The record is from RefSeq and is a predicted model, not a curated record.
GGGGGCAGGCGGGCCGGGGAGGAGGGUCUUAAGGGGCGGCGAGCCCGGGUCGGACUUCCUCCGAGGCUGGCGGAUCAGCGACGCUCCCACCUACUCCUCCAGCUCGCCGCCGCCGCCGCCGCCCUGCUCUGCGUCCUCCGGAGCCCCGGACCCGACCACGAUGUGGAAACGCUGGCUUGUGCUCGCGCUGGUGACGGUCUCCUUGGUCCACGCCGAGGAAGAACCACGAAGCAAAUCCAAGAUCUGUGCCAAUGUGUUUUGUGGAGCUGGCCGGGAAUGUGCAGUCACAGAGAAGGGAGAGCCCACUUGCCUCUGCAUUGAGCAAUGCAAACCUCACAAGAGGCCUGUGUGUGGCAGUAAUGGCAAAACCUACCUCAACCACUGUGAACUGCACCGAGAUGCCUGCCUCACUGGAUCCAAGAUCCAGGUCGAUUAUGAUGGACACUGCAAAGAGAAGAAAUCUGUGAGUCCAUCUGCCAGCCCAGUUGUUUGCUAUCAGGCCAACCGUGAUGAGCUCCGACGCCGCAUCAUCCAAUGGCUGGAAGCUGAGAUCAUUCCAGAUGGCUGGUUCUCUAAAGGCAGCAACUACAGUGAGAUCCUAGACAAGUACUUUAAGAACUUUGACAAUGGCGAUUCUCACCUGGACUCCAGUGAGUUCCUGAAAUUUGUGGAGCAGAAUGAAACUGCCGUCAACAUCACCACCUAUGCUGACCAGCAGAACAACAAGCUGCUCAGAGGUCUCUGUGUCGAUGCUCUCAUUGAAUUGUCUGAUGAGAACGCAGACUGGAAACUCAGCUUCCAAGAGUUCCUCAAGUGCCUCAACCCGUCUUUCAACCCUCCUGAGAAGAAGUGUGCCCUGGAGGAUGAAACGUAUGCAGAUGGAGCUGAGACCGAGGUGGACUGUAACCGCUGUGUCUGUGCCUGUGGAAACUGGGUCUGCACAGCCAUGACCUGUGACGGAAAGAAUCAGAAGGGGGCCCAGACCCACCCAGAGGAAGAGAUGACCAGAUAUGUCCAGGAGCUCCAAAAGCACCAGGAAACAGCUGAAAAAAACAAGAAAGUGAGCACCAAAGAGAUCUAAGAAGAGGCACACAGCACUGUGUGGAGCAGCACUGAGUCCGGUAUACACAAGUGUCUGCUACAGUCACCAAGUCACCAAUAUUUGCUCGUUUAGCAGUGAAUCUUAUUUUGUUUUUGCAGUACAGGAAAUGGGGGUGGCUGGCUAGUGAGGGAAAGGCCACAGCCUUCAUUUCUAGGAGUGCUUUAAGAGAAAAUAAAUGCCCUGGAGCUGGAGGCAAGUAAGGAAACUGCAUCGGGCUGGCAGAGGAACAGACCCAUGUCUGAACAAAGCCUUUCCGAGGUCAUGGCAGCUGCGAGGAGGCCGCAGGGAGAGCAUGUGAUGCCAGGGAAGACUGAGCAGUUGUGCUGCAGGAGGGGUGGGGAAGCUCAGUGGAGAGGAACCCCGCUGCUUUAGCCUCACUGUCACCACUGUAGCAUGGCAGACCUGCAGCAUCUCCUCAUGGUCCCAGCUGUUACCUCUCAAUACACAGCCGUCCCACUAUUUACCAGUGUCCCUCAGACUCAGAUGGGGUUUCUGGGAGGACACACUUAAAUGAUGCAGAUACUUAAUGUACUUCAAGCUCUGUGGAGAUCUAACCAAAACUUUAAAAUAUGUUUUUACCAAAGGUGCUAUUUCUCUGUAAAAGACUUUUUUUUUUUUCUUUUUUUUUGGCAAGUUGACUUCAUUCUUCAAUCAUUAUCAUUUUUAGUAUUUCAUUUUCUUGACUAGAUAUUAAGCUUUUGUAAUUAUUUCUCAGUAGUCCUACCAUUUCAGAAGUAAAAAGAGUUUGGGGAUUCUUCCUGGUACAUGGAACUCUGUAACCCAGAUGGCCUCUUACCUUGCUAUAUACUAGACUAGAUGUAGUGUAGAGCUGCACUGCCCCACUCCUGCCUUUCCAGAUCAGUUGUGUGCCGACAGGGGCAGCAAGUACCUCACACAGAAACCAGGGACAAAGCACCACAGAAAGCUGUUGAGCCAAAAAGUUAAUUUGUUUUGUUUCUUUUGAAAGUUCAGGCAAAUUUCAAAGGAUGGAGGCUUAGGUUUUCCCAGCCUACCAAACAUUCUGUGAUCUGCAGCUGACAGGGUGACCUUGGCUGUAUCUCUUCCUGUUUCUGGGUGUUGGUUUCCUCAGUGAACUGAUAAGAAUGCACCCUUAGAUUUAAUAAAUAAUAAAAGUUUGUGGUUUAGGUAAAUGAUCGAGAAGGAGAUAGGUUCUUGUGAUUUUCCUUCUUAGAACAGAUGAAACCAUCCCGUUAGAACAAGAACGAGUCAGACAGCCAGUACCAAGAUGACCAAGCUUUCCCUUGGUCUGAUGAUUCUUGCAGGUGACUAGGAUAUGAACUCUUCAUGGUAAAUCUGCCCAGAAAGAGAGAGUAAAAGAGAACUAUCCACUUUCCCAUCAGCUGUGCAUAUAAGUACAAUCUCUUGUUGGAGUCAGAGCUUUCCCUUUGGAGAGGAGGAUAAAAGGUUUCAGAUUCGAGGGGGGUUAAAAAUGGAUAUUGAAUCUUAAGGCUCAGCACUGAGGGGAAAAUCAUUUAUAUGUAAAUCAGUUCUAUUUCUUUGGGUUUGUGAUUAUUAAACUCCCUUAGCACCAUGCUUCACAUGCAUUUAACAUAACAAAAAAUCAAAAUUUUAUCUCAUUUUCAAAAAUCAGACUGUAGACCCUCUGAAGAAAUUAUUUAGAUUUUAGUGCAUAGGCAAGUGUUAGAAAGUUGUAAUGGAGAUGCAGUUCCUUGUAAAUGGCUUUCCUUGUUAUUUGAAAGGAGAAAACUCCCUUUGCUGAGUAUUCUGAGCUUUUAUGUAUCAUCCCAUUCAAAAACUCUUUGAACCCCACUUGUUCAGUCUGCAAUUCAACUCCCUCUCCAAGUGCCUUGGAGGACUCAGAACAGCAUGCCUUAAUCAAAGGAAGUUUUUCCAGUUCUUGGACAUGAUGGGAGAGGGCGGAAAUACCAGUUUGUUUAAAGCAAGAAGACUGAGUGUCUACUCAGUCAUGUUUAGAACAGUGGUUACCAUCAAGACCGUCUCACCCUGCAACACCGAAUGCCCAAGAGCAAGCCCACAGUCCUCUUAAAUUCUGUUGCUUUUGUGCAAGUAAGGCACCUGUUGUCUGCUCUACCAUAGAUCCGUGUAAUCCGAGGACCAUUCAUGAAAAGCUGCUAAACAGAACUUUGCACAGGACAAACAAGCAGAAUCGCGUUGGGUUCAAGUCCCACUCUAGGGCGUAGACUGCAGGCUUCAUGGGCUUUCUCUGCCUGUAGUCUUUAUAAACAUCAUAUUGUCUCUUAAGAUCCAGGGUCCAUGGAGAUCUUCCCGUAUACCAGGACUCUGGGUUUUGUCAGUUUGGGGAAAGCAGGGUCUUCCUCUGCUAUCAAGUCCAUGUGAAUAGUCCAAAUGUCUUCCCUUUAUGCAUAUAGUUAAAAUAGUCAAACUUCAGGAAACAAUUUCAACAAAUUUCUGUUGACUGUGUGGUUGUGAAAAUGUAUUUGUAUUUAGUAUGCUUCCACAUUUCAUUUAACUUGUUUUUGUAAUUCCUGAUUUUUUGUUACUAUUAAUAAAUAAAAAUAAAAUAAAAGUUUCA